Camelina sativa (false flax) is the source of this 583-nucleotide messenger RNA. Lineage: Eukaryota; Viridiplantae; Streptophyta; Magnoliopsida; Brassicales; Brassicaceae. The record is from RefSeq and is a predicted model, not a curated record.
AUUUUGAACCCAUUCAAAAGGUCGGGGCGUUUCAAGAUCCAGUUUCUCGUUAAAGUCACCAGAUAGAAAUUGAACAAUGGCGGACGGUGAAGACAUUCAACCACUUGUUUGUGAUAAUGGCACUGGAAUGGUUAAGGCUGGAUUCGCGGGUGACGAUGCGCCAAGAGCGGUUUUCCCGAGCAUUGUAGGCCGUCCACGCCACACGGGUGUGAUGGUUGGGAUGGGACAAAAGGAUGCUUAUGUUGGAGACGAGGCUCAGUCAAAACGUGGUAUCUUGACUCUCAAGUACCCAAUUGAGCAUGGAAUUGUUAACAAUUGGGAUGACAUGGAGAAGAUUUGGCAUCACACUUUCUACAAUGAGCUUCGUGUUGCCCCUGAAGAACACCCGGUUCUCUUAACCGAAGCUCCUCUCAACCCAAAAGCUAACCGUGAGAAGAUGACUCAGAUCAUGUUUGAGACGUUCAACACUCCUGCUAUGUAUGUUGCCAUUCAAGCUGUUCUCUCACUCUAUGCCAGUGGUCGUACAACUGGUAUUGUUUUGGACUCUGGAGAUGGUGUGAGCCACNCGAUUAGCACUUCAUGA